Messenger RNA from Lagopus leucura (white-tailed ptarmigan), 538 nucleotides. Its product is annotated as POU domain, class 2, transcription factor 2-like. The annotation marks the transcript as partial. The record is from RefSeq and is a predicted model, not a curated record. Gene Ontology annotation, biological process: regulation of transcription by RNA polymerase II. Gene Ontology annotation, molecular function: DNA-binding transcription factor activity, RNA polymerase II-specific; RNA polymerase II cis-regulatory region sequence-specific DNA binding. NCBI's taxonomy places the organism in Eukaryota, Metazoa, Chordata, Aves, Galliformes, Phasianidae. The transcript has 3 exons.
CACUCGCUGGGCAGCCCGGCCCUGAGCGCCUUCGAGGGACUUCCGGGGCGGCGCCGGAAGAAGCGAACCAGCAUCGAAACCAACGUCCGGUUCGCGCUGGAGAAAAGCUUCCUGGCGAACCAGAAGCCGACGUCGGAGGAGAUCCUGCUGAUCGCGGAGCAGCUGCACAUGGAGAAGGAGGUGAUCCGGGUCUGGUUCUGCAACCGGCGCCAGAAGGAGAAGCGGAUCAACCCCUGUGGGGCGCCCCACAAAGGGCCCUACAGCCCCCACACGGUGCCCAACCCCGCACUGCCGGCCCCUCAGGCGACCGCUGCGCUCAGCACAACAGGUAGGACCUACAGAAACCCCAUAGAUUGUGUGGGACCCACAGAAACCCCAUAGAUUGUGUGGGACCCACAGGAACCCCAUAGAUUGUGUGGGACCUACAGAAACCCCAUAGAUUGUGUGGGACCUACAGGAACCCCAUAGAUUGUGUGGGACCCACAGGAACCCCAUAGAUUGUGUGGGACCCACAGAAACCCCAUAGAUUGUGUGGGAC